AUGAAACUCAACAUCGGUACGUAUCACAUUAACGGCAUAUUUGACAAGACUGGGACGCAGAUUGAGCCUAUCUUUACAUGGAAGGAGAUCCCGAAAGGGGACACUCUCGCGCUAGCCCUUACCCCUGUGCUCAAGAUAUAUGCUGUCGCCGACAUUAAAGUCUCCGAAGUGGUCAAGGGAGAGGUCCAAUCCGGUGAUAUUUUCGCGGAAAAACUCAUUCCACUCCCUCCAACGUCCAACUGGGAGGUCUACGUACAUUGA
This is a messenger RNA of Psilocybe cubensis, 261 nucleotides long. RefSeq lists its product as uncharacterized. The transcript is spliced from 3 exons. The record is from RefSeq and is a predicted model, not a curated record. The coding region runs from base 1 to 261 and encodes 86 amino acids. NCBI's taxonomy places the organism in Eukaryota, Fungi, Basidiomycota, Agaricomycetes, Agaricales, Agrocybaceae.